This is a messenger RNA of Hemibagrus wyckioides, 1915 nucleotides long. RefSeq names its product family with sequence similarity 131 member Aa (gene fam131aa). Lineage: Eukaryota; Metazoa; Chordata; Actinopteri; Siluriformes; Bagridae. The record is from RefSeq and is a predicted model, not a curated record. Bases 271 to 1161 code for a protein of 296 amino acids. The transcript has 5 exons.
AUAAGGGGUUAAAGGUUUUGUGUAUAGAUGUUGGUGCUCCUGCUGGAGUCCGGGUGAAUCAGAGUGUUGUGUCUUUAAGGAACAGGUGGCUCUGAACAGUGACGCGUUAAUGGCACUCACAGAGGAGACAUGAAGGCUUAUGCUCUCUUCCCGAGCCGUAAACGAGCUGCACAAAGCCGUUAUUAAUGCUCCCUGGCCCUCCGUCGUGUCGCGUGGCGUCUGGAUAUGAUUAAUCAGGAAUAAACGUGUUGUUUCGGAGGCGUGUGACUGAUGUGUGCGAUGCUCCUGACGGCUUUACCCCAGUUCGGUUUAAAGGUUGAUGAACCUGUUGAAAUGCUCCCGAAAUCCAGAAAAGCGCUCAGCAUCCAGGAGAUCGCCGCUUUGGCCAGAUCAUCACUUAAUGGCAUCUCUCAGGUGGUGAAGGAUCAUGUGACCAAACCGACGGCAAUGGCUCAGGGUCGAGUUGCUCACCUGAUCGAGUGGAAAGGCUGGUCCAAGCCGCUAGAGCCGUCGUCUGCGACGCUGCAGUCGCAUUUCAAUUCCUACUCGCAUCUCAGCGAGGGAGAACAGGAGGCCCGCUUCGCAGCAGGCGUUGCAGAGCAGUUUGCUAUUGCAGAAGCUAAACUCCGAGCCUGGAAUUCUGUGGAUGAGGAGGAUGUGGAGGAAGAUUGUUCUGAAGAGGAACUUGCUCAGAAUAAUGAGUUAACUGUCACCACUCAGAGCUCAGACACUGUGCUGUCCAAUCAGGAGAGCUUGAUGCUGUGCCAGCCUGAAACAAACCACAACAUCAGUGAGGACUCCAGCCUCUUCCUGAGUCACUCAGACGGCCAUCAAAACUCAGAAGAACCACAAGGAACCGUAGAAGAAGUACUAAUCCCAGCAGACGAUCUCCAGCUACCAUCAGACGAAGUCCAGAAGCUCAAACGUAGGUCCUUCUGGAGCAGAGGUGACUCCUGCUACCACUCCGCCUCCUACUCUGAGUCCGGUUUAUCUCCAGAGGAAGAAGAGGAGGAGGCAGAGCAGGAAGGGGAACAGGAAGUAGAAACAGAGGACAAUGUCUUUCAGGAGGUGAUCUGCUGCUACAGCAUGUCUGAUACUUCAGGAGCAGCGUCCUUCGAUGACGGGGUGGACGUGGAGGACGGAGAAAUGUCCAGGCAGUGAUGAUUCUCUCUCUCUCUCUCUCUCCACCUUCAUAUCUUGGUACAUAUUGUCCCUUUAGUGACUCCUCAGUCUGUCAAUCAUCUGGACAUCUGGUGAAAGAUCAAUGGAAACGUUUAUCUUCUCUUUCAUCUCUGUUUUCUUCUUCUCCUCCUUCUCUCUUUCCGGUUUCACCACGCAGUGACUGUAUCGUCAUGGAAACGGGGGAUCAGAUCAGGAACGCUGUAGGAAAUCGUAUCACAUGAGGCGAGGAUAGAAAUUCUUCUCAUGACCUUUUUCAUUUUACAGCAUGGUGGAAAUGGGCAGCGUUACCAUGUGAAGGAAAUGAUGCGUUCCCCUCUCUCUCUCUCUCUCUCUCUCUCUCUCUCUCUCUUGUUUGCUUUUCUGCUCCACUGUGAAGUGAAAAGUUUCCUGUCGGCUGCUGAAUGAAAAGGUUUUCCGAGGCGGCGCGUCUCCGAGGCCUCGAGAUGCAGCAGGUCUACAUGGUAAUCGUGAUGGAACACUCUAGAACACGGACAGUAGAACCUCAUCGACGUGCAUGACGCGCCACAGUGAAGUUACACUCGUGAUUCAUAAUCAACGUGGCAUUAAUCUGUAAACGUGGCCUGGUGACGUCACCGUGUGUGUUCGUGAGUGGGACGUGCAAUCUUUUUGUUUGUUUGUUUGUUUGUUUGUUUUUUAACUCCUUUGUAUAAGAACCUGUUUGGGAAUUGCAUUGAUCACAUGACUGCAUUAAAGUGGAUGAGUGUAAAUUUCA